Molecule: messenger RNA, 4709 nt
Organism: Brienomyrus brachyistius
Lineage: Eukaryota; Metazoa; Chordata; Actinopteri; Osteoglossiformes; Mormyridae
Product: vasculin-like protein 1
Exons: 12
Coding region: 1457-2920 (487 amino acids)
Biological process (GO): DNA-templated transcription; positive regulation of DNA-templated transcription
Cellular component (GO): nucleus
Molecular function (GO): DNA binding; RNA binding
Source: RefSeq, a predicted model, not a curated record
AUCGAUUAACGGGGUCUGUCAGCGGCAGCCUGGAUCGAGGUAGAUCGACUCGAGUCGGAGCGAGCGCUGCCACAAAGCGGAAUUUUAAAAUACGACGGCCUCGACUAGCACAAGUAACUGCUGUCGGAAGGUCGCCAAGUCUCUUAGUUGUUCUCUUAGCUCGUGUACUGGACUGUACAUUUACCGGGGGACGGUUUUUGCCUACCUGAUAAAGGAGGUAUGUGUUGCGUCGAAAGGAGGACUCUGAGUUCCUGCGUCUAGGGCUCACACGAAGGGAUCUCGCCAUAAUCAGGUGUGAAUCAUCCGUGAAAAUGCUUUGGAGAAGAGUGGAUUAUUUCUUUCUUUAAAGACGAGAUUUAUUCUGAAGAAACCAACCUUGCAUUAUAGUGCCCAGCUCACACUAUCCCCUGUACUUUCGAUGUAAACCGCUACUUUGAGCAGCAAUAUGAAGGGUCAGCCGAGUGUGCUUUUCCUAACUACUAAACUUUUUUUCAAAGUAUAGUAUUUGCUAUUGGCCUGAGGGGUCUGUUGUGUUAUGUACCAUUUGCUCUGCCUGUACCAUUUUAAAAGCAGCUGGUCCCUGGCAUAACUACAGCCCAGCGCAGUCUUUGGAUAUGAAAUAACUCAGGCUUCCUCUGCAUUAAACCGGAAACGUUCCCUGAACGAUGUAAUUGCCUUAAGUUUGUGUUUCUGAUGCUGCCAUGUGACUGGAAGUAGCUCCCCACAUUCGCCCCGCAUCAGCUUCACAACUUUUUUAAAUGAGGUGAAUGAAGGUUUUUUUUUCCGGUGGUUUCUGUCAAGUGGGUAAGUGGUUUCUCCCCUCCCCCUUUUUCUUUUUCAUUUUUUUUUUUUCCUCUGCAUGUGUGGUGGCAGAGAUUAAAAUGAGUCGGUGAAAGAGUGUCACGCCUUCAGAGCUAGCACACUGUGCGGCUGUCAGAGCUUCAGCUCCCUGCCACGGGCACUAGAGGGCAGCAGUGCCCUCAGACACCGCGGGCCGUAUCAUACAGUGGUCCCAUUUCUGCUGUUGCCCAGGAAUAUAGCAAAGCACAGUGCAGUCUUUUUCUGUCAGGGUUUAGCGGGAGACCCAGCGCUAAUGGCAUUUUGAGCAGCCGUUUUGUGCAGGGCUGCCAUUCAUCCCGUUUUCACGCCCCUCGUCCCCUCCCCCACCCACCACUGCUACACUGUGCCCCGAGACGCAAGACUCUGUCAUCCAGUUGACGGUCCAGCACCCCCUACCUUCUGCUGGCCGCCACAGACUGCUCACUCGUGGACCGCAGUGCGUGCCACUGCAUUUUGCUGGGGCCCCGGCGGCCCCUGCUUUUGGGACCUCAGCUGGACCCGUGAUACCUGACCGGGAACAAGGAAGAGGACGCCCCUGAACCUCAGAGCCCGGAACUCUGGAUUCUGGCCAUGAGGUUUGACGCCUCGAUCGUCUGACUGGAGACACUGGACCUAAAUGGCGCAGCAUGACUUUGUUCCUUCCUGGCUUAAUUUUUCUACGCCCCAAUCAGCCAAGAAACAUGGGGAGCCCCUCGGCCGUGGAGAUGGGAGGCACCGAGUCAGUCGGCGUCGCCACAACUCCUCUGACGGCUUCUUCAACAACGACCCACUGAAGGCUACGGCGGGUGAUGGGUGGCACCAACCGUCACUCCUGCGCCACGACUCUGUGGACUCCGGUGUGUCGAAGGGCAGUCAGAGCGGACUGGCUGGCGCGUCGGCCUCCGUCUGGCAGGGGGCGGCGUGGCCCCAGGAGGCGUCUGUGUCUCAUCACCACCACCAUGGCCGGCACCCUAAACGAGGAGGAGGGGACCGGGACAGGGACCGGGACCGGGACAGAGACCGUGCUGCUGGACACCGGCAACGCAAUGGCAACUUCAACCCCCGCAAGGGCAACUCCAUCCAGGAGAAGGUCUCAGAUGAGGAGAACAAGGAGGACAGACUGAAGUUUGUCGAGGAAGACUUUCCCUCCCUGAAUCCUGAAGCUGCCGGAAAGCAGACGAGCCAGGCCCGCGUGCCGGGGACACCCUCAGGAGUCUGGGAGAACCCGCCCAGCGCCAAGCAGACGGUCUCCAAGAUGCUGGUCAUUAAGAAGGUUUCGAAGGAGGACCCUGGCGCAGCCUUCUCCGCCGGGUUCGCCAGCACCGGACCCUUUCCUGUCAACGGCUCCAAGGCUCCCGGUGCAACCCAGAGCGUUUACAAGACCCUGGUUCCCAAACCAGCAGCAGCCCCUAGCAAGACUGGCCCAUGGAAACCCAAUGGAAGAGACACCAAAUCGGGUUUACAUUUCUCAGGCCGGGACUCUGCCUUCACUAGCCCUGUCCUUGUGACCAAACCCAUGACCCCAGUCAGCACCCCGGUCCAUACAGCAACCAAGGAGCCUCCCUCCAGCAUCACACCCCUGGCAGACAGCACCCCCUCACGCCUCAAGCUGAUGCGACGCGGCGGCACCGACCGCAAGAGUGAGUUCUUGCGAGCGUUGAAGGACGAGUCGAACGGAGAAGAGGCCACCUGCUAUGGUCCUGGAGUCUCUGCAGAGAGUGACGGUGGAACUCCAGAGCCCAAGGAGCAGAGCGAAGAGUUCUGCCAGGAGAAUGGAAUCGCUCACUCCUUCAGCGACUCGGACACAGAGCACCUGUCCAGCUCUCUGGAAGCGGAGCACAGGUUAUUGAAGGCUAUGGGCUGGCAGGAGUACCCAGAGAAUGAUGACAACUUCCAGCCCCUGACUGAGGAAGAACUAAAGGAAUUUAAGGCUAGAACAGAGCAGCUGAAGAGGAACGGCCUGGAGAAGAACGGGGCGCUGGUGAAGCCCGUGGCCCCUUCCCUGUCCUUCUGUCCCUGGAAGAGUCCCAGAAAUGCCGGCUUAACCGAGAGCUCGGAGUCGGAGACCAGCAGCAGCCAGACUUCUGACGACGACACCUGACGGAGCUCCGGGCGGCGCCUCCUCCGUUUAGUACACAAUCUGCAUUUGUGUGCGCAUGCGUGCACGAGUGUGUGGGUGCGCGCGUGUCUCCCCCCCCCCCCCCCCCCGCCCUUCACACAAGGGAAAUCCAAUCAUAUCUCAGCAAAGAAAAACAGAAUACCAGCUUGUGUAGCUGUUCAUCCUUUACUUUUGCUUUCAGUAGUUCCGUACUUCUGCUUAAUGAGUUUUUUUUUUUUUUCUUUUUCUUAUUUGGAAAACGGCCGCAGACGUAAGCUCCCGUACAACUGAAACAUAAGUCAUGUGACAAAUAAACACGAAUGAUGUGGGAUCCCCAAGAACCGAAACGUUGGCCGCAGUAUCUGGCUCCUGCAUCUUUUAUUUUUAUUUUGGGGAAAAACUUCCUAGUGCCUGUGACCAGAUGCACAAUCAUACUUUUGAUUUAUUAAUAUAUUGACGUUGCUGCCCUGUGGUACUCGUUUCAGACACGUCACUGCCUAAGGAUGUUUCUGGCUGUGGUAAUCAAUGGCAGGGCCACCCCCACCCCACAUCAUGCUGUUCCGUACAGUAUGGCAGCUAACGAAUGAGAAUUUUUGCUGUCUGUUUGCCUGCCAGGUAUUUACUUGAGGCUGCGUUCAGUCCUGUUUUGUUAUUCGGUUUUCAUCAUAAAACUGCUUUGUGACGUGUUUGGGUGUUUGGGUACUUUUUGCUGCCCAUUUAACAAGAGGUUCUCUGCUCUUAUUCAGCCAUUUUGUGAAUUUCCAGGUUCCUGAAAGUAACUGAGAUUCUGCAGUUGAUCUCUCGUUCUGUAGCCUAACAAUCAUUACUGUGAUGACCAGUCAUUAAAUCUGGCCUGUUGGCAGGUUCUGCUAAGCAGCAGGGAGGCCCUGGUGGUAGUGGAGCAGUGGGGGGGGGGGGUCAUUGAGUGAGAUCACUGCAAGGAGAAAACUGUGUGUGUAUUUUGAAUGUAUCCUUUUAGGAACUGGUGAAAUUUCUUGAAAUGCUGCUACUAGCAGUUCUAAAAAAAUUCCUGAAUCCUUCAGUUUGGAAAUGAUGUGGAUAUAAUAAAUAAUUUAAAAUUUAAUUUUUGACUUAUAAAACCAAAGAGAGAGACUACACGCGUUAUAACACUGUCCAAAUGAGUCUGUGAUGUUGAAUGUGAUCUGCAGUAACACUUCCUCAUUGCGGACUGAUCUUUACCCGAGCGAAUGGGGAUCCGCCCGUGACCGUAGUGGCUUCCUCUCGCCUGAUUUCCUCCGGCACUCCACUGGCUUCUGUCGCGCCGUUUCGACAAACCACAACAAUAAUAAGAUGUUGUAGACUCUUAAUGCUCGUCAGAGUCAAAAUAAUUCCAGCUGCUAAGAUUAAAAGUGCAGCUCAAUGCUAAUCUUUUUUUUUUUCUUCCAAUGUAUCAUUGUUAUUGAGGGACUGCUGUUUUAAAUUAUGCUAAUUGCCAGUUUCAUUUUGUACUUUGAUUUCUCACAAGAUGUAAAAGGCUUUAUCGCAAACCUAAGUUUCUUUUAAAUUUUUUUUUUGUUUGUUUUGUUACAGCUGUUAAAAAAAUCAGUUUUUGCAUUUGUUCUGUUUCUGCAGCCUUGAUAUUCAGGGUGGAUUGUAAGAUAUUGAAAAUUUUAAAAAGACUUCGAAGAUUAAGAUUAUUUUCAUAACAUUAUUUACAGAUUUGAAAAGCAAAAGGUUGCCAUGUAUGGAAUUAUACAUUUAAGAAGUAAAAAAAAACGUACUACUGCAUCUAAAAUAAAUUGUAAUAAAUAUUUUGCAUCGGUUUGCCAAA